GCACUGGACUGCCCCACCCUGGGAGUAAAUUGACCAAGUACACGAAGGGAGAAUGCUCUCAUCUCUCAAUGCUGACGAUGAAACGUGGUCCCCGUCGUCAACCGCCCCCCCAACGGCAAAAACACCUCCGCCACCACCACCCAAAACCGCCGACCCCCGCCGCGCCCACGCCCAAGCCAUCAAAACCCUAACCACCGACCGCUCCGUCUUCAACAACCUCAUCACCCUCUACUCCAAAUCGAACCUACCCUCCCACGCCCUCCGCCUCUUCCGCCACCACAUCCCCUCCCCAAACGUCGUCUCCUGGACCGCCCUCAUCUCCGCCUUCUCUCUCUCCUCCCUCUCUCUCCUUCACUUCGUCUCCAUGCUCCGCCACCCCACCCUCCCCAACCACCGCACUCUCUCCGUCCUCUUCAAGUCCUGCGCCUCCCUCCCUUCUCUCUCCUUCGGCCUCCAACUCCACGCUCUCUCUCUUAAGAUCUCCCUCUCCACUCACCCCUUCACCGCCUCAGCCCUCAUCAAUUUAUACUCCAAGACCCACGUCCCAGACCAUGCUAUGAAGGUGUUCGACGAAAUUCCCAAACGAGACGAAGUCUGUUACGCAGCAAUCGUCGUCGGGCUUGCGCAGAACUCAAGACCGGUCGAGGCUUUGUCUUAUUUUUCUGGUAUGAGGAAGUGUGGGGUUGGGUCUACUAUGUAUUCUGUAUCGGGAGCCCUUCGUGCGGCAGCUGGGCUAGCUGCGUUGGAGCAAUGUAGGAUAAUUCACGGGCAUGCGGUUGUGACCGGAUUUGAUUCGAAUGUUAUCGUCGGGACCGCUUUGAUUGAUGGGUAUGGGAAAUGUGGUUUGGUAACGGAGGCUCAAGGGGUGUUUGAUGAGCUGAGGCCAGAGAUGAGUGUUAUCGGGUGGAAUGCAAUGAUGGCAGGGUUUGCACAACAAGGGGAUUGGAAUUCAGUGGUGGAGCUGUUUGGCGAAAUGGAAAAUACGGGGCUUAAGCCGGAUGAAUAUAGCUUCCUAGCGAUUCUUUCAUCGUUUCACAAUGCGGGUUUUGCUGGGGAGGCUGAACAGUGGUUGAGUAGGAUGAGAGUUGAUUAUGGGUUGGAGCCUUCGUUAGAGCAUUAUACGUGUUUAGUGGGUGCAAUGGGUCGAGCAGGGCGAUUGGAGGAUGGUGAGAGGAUUGCAAUGACGAUGCCAUUUGAGCCAGACGCACCUGUGUGGCGUGCACUGUUAUCCAGUUGUGCACAACAUGGUCAUGUGGAAAUGGCUUGGACUAUGGCCAAGAGAUUAUUGAGAUUUGAUCCAUGUGAUGACUCUGCUUACGUGAUUGUUGCGAAUGCAUUUGCGAGUGCUGGAAGGUGGGAUGAGGUUAAGGAAGUAAGGAAGCUGAUGAAAGAUGGAAGGGUGAGGAAAAAGGGGGGGAGGAGUUGGAUCGAAGUGCAAGGACAGGCUCAUGUAUUUUUGGCUGCGGAUCGGAGGCACGAGAAGACAGAGGAGAUAUAUGCAAAGUUGGCAGAGUUGAUUCAGGAGAUUGGGAAGUUGGGUUAUGUACCGCGUUGGGAGGAGAUGUUGCACGAAGUGGGGGAAAGAGAGAAACAGGAAGCGCUAAUGUACCACAGUGAGAAGUUGGCAUUGGCUUUUGGGUUGGUGAGUGGAGCGGCACCACCAGGGAAGCCUUUGAGGAUUGUGAAGAAUUUGAGGAUUUGUAGGGAUUGUCAUGAGGCUUUUAAGUACAUCAGUAGAGUGGUGGAGAGGGAGAUUAUUGUGAGAGAUGUUAACAGAUACCACAGGUUCUUGGAUGGUAGUUGCAACUGUAAAGAUUUUUGGUGACUACUUCCUGAAUGCUAACAAAGCAAUCCAGAACUUGGAUGUUACACUUUCAGAUGCUGAUAAUGAUCAAAGUAACAAACUUCAGGUACCAAGGCUAGGGAGUUUAUGAGCGGCGGAAAAAGAUGAACAGUGGACAUAACCGAGACUGGACUUCUGGCGGAUGCCACAGCCCUCAACAGCACCGUCCAGUCUCUGUAUUUUCGUACACUAGGCGUGAAGCAUUGUCGGGUCAGUAUGCAGCAAAUUACAAUUGCCAUUUGUUAGAAUUGGCAAUGAUUUUCUUUGCUUGAGAGGUGAUUUCAGUUAACAGAAAUCUGCUCUGAUUAUUUCUCAGAAGACAAAAGCUUACAGAGGAUAAUGUAUUUCCUGGUUAACUGCAAAAGGUGCUUCCAAAAAUUGCAGGAAGGGAGGGCGUAAGAGAAAAGCUUGCAUUGACAGCCCCGAUUCUUGAUCGUUUGAAUUGAAGUACUGGGCAGUUGAACUAUACCAUAUGAAUUGAAGUUCAAUGGAGAUUCAGUACAGUGUUCUCAAGCAUUAUUCUACAUCAUGGAUUUGAGAUCAAGUAGAAUUUCAAUGGAGGAAUUACAUCAUUGCUCAUGAAAUAUUACUCCGUCUAAUGUAUUGUUACAAAUAAACAUAUAUUGAAUCCACCAAUGUAGAAUGUAGAUCAAUAAUUUAACCCCUGUAACCGACUUUUUGUCACCUGCCGUAUAACUUUGUAUGCUC
Molecule: messenger RNA, 2551 nt
Organism: Rhododendron vialii
Lineage: Eukaryota; Viridiplantae; Streptophyta; Magnoliopsida; Ericales; Ericaceae
Product: pentatricopeptide repeat-containing protein At4g33170-like
Exons: 1
Coding region: 53-1825 (590 amino acids)
Biological process (GO): RNA modification
Molecular function (GO): RNA binding; zinc ion binding; protein binding
Source: RefSeq, a predicted model, not a curated record